GUGUUAUCUACGGCUCUCUUAUAGCCAUAAAAGUCUAAAACCUGACGAAUUAAACGCAUUUAAUAUACGAUUUGAUUAGCAGUGAAGACAAUAAGCGAGUGAUUAGUUCAUCAGUGAAUGAGUCAUACAUUGAGCCCAUUGGUAACCAUUGGUUGACUGUAUUGUCAUUCAAAUCAUAUGUCACAUAAUGAUUGCGUAAUCCAUUGAAUGAAAACAAAUAGUGUUUUGCAUUCAGACGUCAAUCACAAGUGAUUUUGGAUUGCAUUUAAUGAUCGCAUGUAUUAGUGGACCACUGCUUGGAAACCAUGUCUUUGUAUCACAUGAGGGAGUAUUUGUGGCAAAAGGUGGUCAUCCGGUGGACGGGUCACCCGAGGGACCAGUCGUGCACUGAAGACCUGUCUCACAGCCCACCCGACGUGACACUGAAGGACGUGAUGACGCGAUUGGAGCCCAUAGUCGUCAAACUCCAGGGUCUUAUGAUUUGGGAUCAGCCCUACCACUCGAUGGUCGCUCUCAUUGCCUUCAAUUGUCUCUAUUGGCUCUUUGUUUGGUUCAAUAGGUUUAGUUUCUAUUCAUAUCUGGCGAUCGCAUUGUUUUGCAUCUAUUUCUUGAUACUGUGGACACAAUACAUUUGGCCAGAAAUCAGAGUACCUCCGAAUCCAUCGACUGAUACUGAAGGAUGGACACCCGUUCACCCGAAUGUGUUAAGCGCUCCAGAAAUCAAUCACUAUAUCAAUGAGUUGUGUGUUAUGUCGAGAGCUGUAAUCCUAUGGUUCAUUAGAUUACGACGAGAGAAACGCUUCAAGUUCUUCAUUACCACCACUUCUAUACUAUUCAUGACUGCAAUCAUUGGACGACUCGUUCCCGGAGUUCUCAUUGUCUACUCUAUCAGUAAGUGUUGACACCUUUCCAUCAC
Messenger RNA from Oppiella nova, 916 nucleotides. NCBI's taxonomy places the organism in Eukaryota, Metazoa, Arthropoda, Arachnida, Sarcoptiformes, Oppiidae. The record is from the annotation of a GenBank genome assembly.